This is a messenger RNA of Fukomys damarensis (Damara mole-rat), 4588 nucleotides long. RefSeq names its product potassium voltage-gated channel subfamily A regulatory beta subunit 2 (gene Kcnab2). Gene Ontology annotation, molecular function: transmembrane transporter binding; potassium channel regulator activity; voltage-gated potassium channel activity. The transcript has 16 exons. Gene Ontology annotation, cellular component: membrane; extrinsic component of cytoplasmic side of plasma membrane; cytoplasm. The record is from RefSeq and is a predicted model, not a curated record. Bases 1616 to 2863 code for a protein of 415 amino acids. Gene Ontology annotation, biological process: potassium ion transport; regulation of potassium ion transmembrane transport; transmembrane transport. NCBI's taxonomy places the organism in Eukaryota, Metazoa, Chordata, Mammalia, Rodentia, Bathyergidae.
CCUCUCUUCACGUUCUUUCGGCCAAAGCAAGAAUUGUAACCACACACAAAGCCAAAAGGCUGGCAGAUAAAUUCCUCCACCAGUGGGGACCUGGAGUCAUCUGGCAAAGCUCACAGACACAGCAGUGAAGGAUGGGGAGCAGUAAUGUAUUCACCCCGAGUUGCACCCAACUCCACUCACGUCUGGAAGGCUGAACGAGUCACAGGGAGGCCCCAGCUCUCUGAGCACAGUCACGGAAGCUCAGAGCCAGGGAGGCCUGGUGGGGAGGACGGCUUGGAGCUUCAAGCUGACCUCGGAGGCCAGGAAGGAGGCAGAGGUGACAGCCACCACGUGGAGGGAUGCAGAGAGAGCAGCAGACAGUGUCCACGCAGCCUGGGCCACCGGGGACAUGACAGAGGACAGCAAGAGGCCAGGCUGCAGAGGUGCAUGGGGCUCCUCAUGGCACGUGGCAAGCAAGCGGGAAGCCCAGGUGAAACAUGGGCAGGCUCAUUCUUACAACUCGCUGCUGAGACCUGAGGACCUUCUCCUGGCCGCCCCUAGAAGUCCACACUGCCAACACCCCCCUGCCCCCACCCCACCAAGCCGGGAGCCUCGGAUUCCAGGCCCUUUCCGCUCUGCUCACCUCCCUAUCUGCCGCACAGUUUCCUGUCCUGUCACCCCCACGGUGGCAGAGACGGGUCAGCCUCCAUCCAGACUCCACUGGUCACGGUGUGGCAUCUGGCUGAUGACUUCUCUGGUGCCUGGACAGCUCAUAGCAGCCCCAUGCUUAGACCCUGGCACCAGGACUCAGAGUGCAGCCUCAACAGAGCAGUUGAAGCUUCCCCCAAACCCCAGCUCGGGACCUGUGCAACAGGAGGGGCUGCUGUGGCCCUUUCUGGAGAUGGUGGCAGUAUGAUGUCCAAAUAGCAGCUUUCCAAAACCUUCCAGCCAUGUAUACCUCCUGGCAACACCGGAUGUACCAGCGAGAGGAACAGCAGCAUCCUCACAUGCUGGGGGAGCCCUCGCCAGACCCCUGCCCCUUUGUGUGGGGUGACAGUCACAUGCCUCGGGGACCCCACUGCCCCACUGCAGGCACAGAUUGGAACACGGUGAGUUCUGUCCUACCCUCAGAUGACAAAUAGCACUGUUGACCCCUCUGGACCUGUGGCUGCAAUGGGUGCACCAGAAAGACAGCACCCUCUCCCUCCAGCUGCACCCCAACCAGGCCUGCCAGGAGCCGGCAGUGCAAGACUGCACCACGGAACUCACUGCCUGAGCUUUUAGGGGAAGUGGAGCUUGUGAAUAAUUCAGCCUCUCGCCGAGAUGAAAACGCCCUAAUAGAGCUAAUGGGCUCGCUGCCUCCACAGCCGACCCUUAUGGGACUGGCUUCUUCACCAAUUGCCUCUGACGUGCGGAGCGACACUCCCUAACGACAGAGGCAGCCAGAGCCUUAGACCCUGACAACCAGCCUGUGGCCUUUCUCACGAGCAGCCACCCACGGAGGUAGCUCUCCUUGGAGGUGGCUUCGCUGGACCAGCAGGCCAGCCUGGGGCGUGAGGGGCACUGGCGCUCUCUAACCCAACGCCGCUCGGCGUUUCCCGUCUGGACUGCAGCAGCUCACAGGCCAGGCGACACCAUGUUGUCCAUGACGUACAGCGAGAGCCUGCGGAGUGUGAGCAGCAGGUGCCACUCGGAAUGGGCCCUGCACCCCAUACGCCAGACGGACACACUGGCCCUGCAGCGGCUGCGGGAGGUGCGGGCGGCUGCCCAGGCCAGGAACAUGGAGAGCUUCCUCCGCAUGCACGGCCUCUCCCUGGACAGCUGCACCGCCCAGCUCACAGGCAUGAAGUAUCGGAACCUAGGCAAGUCUGGCCUGCGGGUCUCCUGCCUGGGGCUCGGAACAUGGGUGACCUUCGGAGGCCAGAUCACCGACGAGAUGGCAGAGCAACUCAUGACCUUGGCCUACGACAAUGGCAUCAACCUCUUCGAUACCGCAGAAGUCUACGCAGCUGGCAAGGCUGAAGUAGUCUUAGGAAACAUCAUUAAGAAGAAAGGAUGGAGGCGCUCCAGCCUCGUCAUCACCACCAAGAUCUUCUGGGGUGGAAAAGCAGAGACAGAGAGGGGCCUUUCCAGGAAGCACAUCAUAGAAGGUCUGAAGGCCUCGCUAGAGCGGCUACAGCUGGACUAUGUGGACGUGGUAUUCGCCAACCGCCCAGACCCCAACACGCCCAUGGAAGGGGACCCAUUUAGUUCCUCCAAGUCAAGGACAUUCGUCAUAGAAGAGACGGUGCGGGCCAUGACCCACGUCAUCAACCAGGGCAUGGCAAUGUACUGGGGCACAUCGCGCUGGAGCUCCAUGGAGAUCAUGGAGGCCUACUCAGUGGCCCGGCAGUUUAACCUGAUCCCGCCCAUCUGCGAGCAGGCCGAGUACCACAUGUUCCAGCGUGAGAAGGUGGAGGUGCAGCUGCCUGAGCUGUUCCACAAGAUCGGGGUGGGCGCCAUGACCUGGUCUCCACUGGCUUGUGGCAUCGUGUCUGGGAAGUACGACAGCGGCAUCCCGCCCUACUCCAGGGCCUCCCUGAAGGGCUACCAGUGGCUAAAGGAUAAGAUCCUGAGUGAGGAGGGCCGGCGCCAGCAAGCGAAGCUGAAGGAGCUGCAGGCCAUCGCCGAGCGCCUGGGCUGCUCCCUCCCACAGCUGGCGAUAGCCUGGUGCCUGAGGAACGAGGGUGUCAGCUCCGUGCUCCUGGGUGCUUCCAACGCAGAGCAGCUCAUGGAGAACAUCGGAGCAAUACAGGUCCUUCCAAAACUGUCAUCAUCCAUUGUCCACGAGAUCGAUAGCAUUCUGGGCAAUAAACCCUACAGCAAAAAGGACUACAGAUCCUAAGUUGUCCCAUCGCUGCCUGCCAGGACAGUUUCCGGCCCCUCCUCAUCUGUUUGCUGCUUAUGCUGUUUCCACACCAAGUGCACAGUGGGUUUGUAUCCCAGAGAACCUGCCAUGCCCAGGCACCAUCGGACAUGACCUGCGAGUCGCAGUCGGACACCACUGCUACUUUGCUGGACCCUGUCGGGUCUGUGCCAAGGAUGACAUUGACCCGGUGCCAGCCUGAAGCCUCCCCUCCUCCUCCAGGAAGAAACCCAGUUUGUACCCAGCCUUUCAUGGAGACUCCCAACGCCAAGGUCAGGCCAAGACUUGACUGGGUCCUCAGGGUAGGCAGGCAGGGCAGGCCUCUCUUCUGCCAGGAACUCCAGACCUGGAGAAGGGCUCUGGCACUUCCUGGGGCCCCCUCUGCCAGGGCCCCAGUGGGUGGGGCGGGGCCUCCCUUGGGGUCUCUCUCCAGUCCCCCUCUUCCCAUGGGCCCCAGGCACAUUGUGCUGGGCCUGACCCCAGACCCCUCCCACCAUCCUUCAUCCUGAUCCAGCCCUGUGCCCUCUGCAGGGGUCACAGCUACCCAGCUGGCCCUUGGCCCCACACUUACCCUUGCUGGCAGGGGCAGAGACCCCAGAGGCAUUGGCUCUGUGGUUGGGAACCCACAAAAAUUUUGGGAUCCGAUUUCUGGCUAAUUGUCCUAUUGUAUUCAAUCCUGUACACAAUCAAAGAGCCCCUGCCAAGAGGCGGGGCACUUGGGAAGGACCCCUGGGGAGCAGGCCCCAUGCUGAGCACUGUGGCCUGGACCUGGCAGGGGCAGUAGGCCAGGCCCCAUGCACGUGGCUGUGUUCCUCUAUGUGAGCAGAGUCCCUCCUCUAACACUUCUGCCUGUGGAAGGGUGAUGGGCUUGGGUUCUGAGGAGAACAUGCUCAGCCCAGCCAGGUGCAGGAGCUGGGAGCUGGACCCAGCAGCAAUCCCUACCACGUAGGAAAAGAGCCCAGAGACCCUCUCCCAGGGAACAUGGCCAGGUUGUUCGUUCCUUUCCACACCCCCUCACCGAGGACUAUCAGGAGAGAGGGAAGGACACAGGCAGAGCAUCAGGCUCUUAGCAAGGGGCUGGAGAGAGGGUGACAGCCAGGAGCCCCACAGGUAUGGGGACAAGUGCUGCCCGGAUACGGUCCUAUGUGGGAUGCAGCCUUCACUGUGGGCCUAGGGCUGUGCAGAAGCCGUGCCCUAUCCCACCUGUGCCUCAGCCCUGCAGGUGUUGUUCAGCCCACGCCCUCCCGUGCAGGUGCAGGCACCUGUCCUGCUGCAGCCUUUGGAGGAGCUGCCAUUCAAGCAGGUUUCCCCCUGCCCCUGCCCAGGCUGGGUGGAGGCCUGGGACAGUGGUGGAUAAUAGCCACAGAGACACAGGCAGAGGAGGUGGUAGAGGAAGUGGGAAGCAGGUCAUCUGGCUUCCUCCAUUUCCCGGGGCCUCUGGCCGGUCCUGGAGCCCAGAACCCCCAUGCUGCCUCUGGACCAGGCCCUGGGGCUCUUCCCCACCAAGCCCUGCUGAGAGCUUCACAUCCUGUGGGUGUGUAGAGGGACUGAUGUCCCUCUAGGCAGAGGCCACCCGGCUGGAGCCACUUCCUUCUGUGGGGACUUGAGGUGGCUAUCCGGGAAGAGGUCACCUGCCCCUGGCUGACAGGUAGUACCCAGCCCUGUCCGCUGUGGGGAGGAGGAACAUGGCAUGCCACUCAAAGG